GAUUUUUUUUUUGAGCUGUGUGUUGCAGCAACUUAAAAAUUUAAGAACCUGUUCUAGCAGAGCUUACAGCCUCUUGGACUGUGUCCCGGUCUCUGUGUGUGUGUGUGUCGGUGUGACGGAGUGUGGGUGUCUGUGUGUUUGAGUGUUUGCAUGUGCCUAUGCAAAUUCAUCAACAACAACAACAACAACGACGAAGACGCCGCACUGCAGCACCACCUGGCAGCUGAUUUUUCGGCAAAACAACAACAACAACAACAAUAAGGCGCUCAUCCCUCAUCAUCAAGAAGCAGCAGAAGAAGAAACAGGAAGAAGAAGAAGUGCAGGAGCAGCUAACGGAUUUCACUUGAUAUGCAUCGGCGGCUGCGUUGUGUCAUUGGGAACAGGAAUAAGAACAAGAAGAAAUUAAAAGAAUACGCCACGUAUUGAAUUUGAAUAUAUCACACACUACUGCCCGGAAUUGAAGCAUCCGCUGCAAAACGCAACACGUGAGAUACGUGAAAGAAGAGAAGAGAUAAGCUCUCUAUAUACAUAUAUAUACAUAUAUAUACAGAUAUUUUUUGUGACGAUCGUAAUUAAGUAGUGUGCCAACAAGAUGUAUAAGCUAUUGGGUAGCCUGAAGAGCUACCUUAAGUGGCAGGACAUUCAAACGGAUAAUGCCGUCUUUCGUUUGCAUAAUUCAUUCACCACGGUCCUUUUGCUGACAUGCAGUCUAAUCAUAACUGCCACACAGUAUGUGGGCCAACCGAUUAGUUGCAUUGUCAGCGGUGUGCCACCGCAUGUGGUGAAUACCUUUUGCUGGAUUCAUAGUACAUUUACCAUGCCGGAUGCAUUCCGUCGACAGGUUGGACGCGAAGUGGCUCAUCCCGGUGUGGCCAAUGAUUUUGAUGACGAAGAUGCCAAGAAAUAUUAUACCUACUAUCAAUGGGUUUGCUUUGUGCUCUUCUUUCAGGCCAUGGCCUGUUAUACACCGAAAUUUUUAUGGAACAAAUUUGAGGGAGGACUUAUGCGUAUGAUUGUUAUGGGACUGAAUAUAACAAUUUGCACACGCGAAGAAAAGGAAGCGAAACGCGAUGCCCUACUUGAUUAUUUGAUCAAGCAUGUUAAGCGUCAUAAACUAUAUGCCAUACGCUAUUGGGCAUGCGAGGUGUUAUGCUUUGUGAACAUUAUCGUACAAAUGUAUUUGAUGAAUCGUUUCUUUGAUGGCGAAUUCUUGUCGUAUGGUACGAAUAUCAUGAAAUUAUCGGAUGUGCCGCAAGAGCAGCGUGUCGAUCCCAUGGUAUAUGUCUUUCCACGUGUCACCAAAUGCAUAUUCCAUAAAUAUGGUGCAUCUGGUUCGCUCCAGAAGCACGAUUCCCUGUGCAUUCUCCCCUUGAACAUUGUCAACGAGAAGACCUAUGUGUUUAUAUGGUUCUGGUAUUGGAUAUUGCUUGUUUUACUCAUCGGCUUGAUGGUAUUCCGUGCCUGCAUCAUUUUCAUGCCCAAGUUCAGACCUCGCCUAUUGAAUGCCCGCAAUCGCAUGAUUUCGAUUGAUAUUUGUCGCACUCUGUCACGACGAUUAGAUAUUGGCGAUUGGUGGCUUAUCUAUAUGCUUGGACGUAACUUGGAUCCGGCCAUUUACAAAGAUGUGAUGGGUGAAUUUGUCAAACAGCUGGAGCCCUCCAAAUUUGAUCGGACCAAGUAGAAAGUAAAAAACAUAAAAAAGACAACAAACAAAAAAAAAAAACAAGCUGUAUUUCCAUCUAAACGAAUGGCAGCAGCUACCCUUCCGAUGUCUCCCCCCAAUUCUUCAUAUAUUAUUUAGCGAAAAUCAUGACAAUUCUCUACAUCUCCCCUCAGCCCUUUUGCUACCGCCCCGCCCACUCCUUAACCCACAACAAUUUCCAUCACUUGAAAUUUUAAUAUUUCAUUUUUAAUUUUUAAUCAAUGAUCACAACUCGAAUCGCUUGGCAGAAUAUAAUAUAUAUAUAUAUACAAUUAUUUUUUUUUUCACUACAAAAUGAAAAAAAUCAUAUGGUUUUUUUUUAAUUUUUUCUUAAUUUUAUAAAAUGUAAUUUAAUUUCGUAGUUUAUAUUUUAUCAUAUAUAAACAAACAAACAAAAAAAAAA
This is a messenger RNA of Drosophila willistoni, 2105 nucleotides long. RefSeq names its product innexin inx1 (gene ogre). Lineage: Eukaryota; Metazoa; Arthropoda; Insecta; Diptera; Drosophilidae. Bases 593 to 1681 code for a protein of 362 amino acids. Gene Ontology annotation, molecular function: gap junction channel activity. Gene Ontology annotation, cellular component: gap junction; plasma membrane. The transcript has 6 exons. The record is from RefSeq and is a predicted model, not a curated record.